CCGAUAGUAUAAGUCUACAAAAUGAAGUCUGGUAUCAUACUACUUAUUCUGCAAUUUUGUAUUUAUGUUCAAUUUGCAACAUCGGAGGAACCUUCCACGAAAGACCUCGCUGAUUACGAAAACGUAGAGAGAAAACAUCACAAAAAGAAAAAACAUCAGAAUAAUCCUUGUAAUGGUGUUGGCAGACUAUUUGGACCUCACGAAUACUCUAAUACAUAUAUUUCUGCACCUACGAAUAAUUAUUUUUUUGGAUGUGGCGGUUUCCCAGCACCGUAUCCUGUGAACCAGAAUAAUGGUCACGGAGGACACGGUCACGGUGGACACGGUCACGGUGGACACGGUCACGGUGGACACGGUCACGGAGGUCAUGGCCACGGAGGAUAUGGCCACGGUCAAGGAGGUAACGCAAACUUUGGCAGUUUCAAUGGUUACCAACCUCAUCUAUAUAAUCAGGGGUAUCAAACACUUGGAAAUCCCUUGCAGAACAUUUUAUCGUCAGCAACCACGGGCUUUGGUAACACCGUUGCGAAUUAUUUCACACGACCAAGGAAGACUUAUAGGAAGAUAAACAGAUUAAUAAAUAAUUUGUUUUAAAGUGCAUGACGUGUGAAUUAUAAACAAUAGUGGUAAUUAUGUGCUUAGUGUAAACGUGUGAAAACAGUAUUAUUAUUACAUGUGAUUUAUAAACGUACCUAUUAUACAGGGCGUCCCACGUUUAUGCCACACGGAGGGGAAGUACCUUAAUUAUUGUAUAUGUAACAUUUUAUUGAAAGAAGACUUCAUUCAAAAAUCAACAACACUUUAUUCACGGAAAUGACACUUAUCUGCUAUGAAUGAUGGUACUUCAUAAAGGGUUGAGCUAAUGAGAAGAAGUAGGAAGAAACUCAUUGCCACUCUUUUUAAUCGUGACUUACUUUUUCAUCGUUUUACAAAUCAUUUUAAUUACAAUAUAAUAAUAUGUGAAGUGAUCCAACAAACAUGCAUGCAUUUAGAAAACUAUUUUUUAACUUCGUUCAUAGAUUAUUAUAUUAAAUAAUUGCCUGAUUAUACCGGUAAUCGAACUCGCUACACGAGAAAAAAAAUACUUACCCUUUUAAAUACC
Molecule: messenger RNA, 1102 nt
Organism: Leptidea sinapis
Lineage: Eukaryota; Metazoa; Arthropoda; Insecta; Lepidoptera; Pieridae
Exons: 2
Coding region: 22-594 (190 amino acids)
Source: RefSeq, a predicted model, not a curated record